This is a messenger RNA of Anguilla anguilla (European eel), 1842 nucleotides long. Its product is annotated as programmed cell death protein 4-like. The coding region runs from base 290 to 1687 and encodes 465 amino acids. Lineage: Eukaryota; Metazoa; Chordata; Actinopteri; Anguilliformes; Anguillidae. Gene Ontology annotation, biological process: negative regulation of DNA-templated transcription. The record is from RefSeq and is a predicted model, not a curated record. Gene Ontology annotation, cellular component: cytosol; nucleus. The transcript is spliced from 12 exons.
UGAUUCGCGCAGCGUUCCAAAGUUAAAAACAGAUUCUGUUUACGUUCGUGAGCAAGUUCUUAAAGGUGCAUGCGAUAAUUAUAUAUUUUGUUCUUAUAUUUUCCUUUUUAAAACAUUUUGUGCACAAACUGUCUAUUUUUGUUUAUUAGCAAGAAGAUAAACUAUAUUACUUUUUAAUCAGAAGCGGAUAUCUUUCUUUAUUAUUUGCUGAAGUCUUGAAUACGGAGGAGAGCGGUGGGAAAAGCAAGAAAUAAUCACGGUCUCGAGUUGCAGCCUGCAGACGAGAGAAAUGGCGACUGAAGUGGAAGCAUGGACAACCGCUCUGGAACAGGAUGGGGUGUACGAGUCGGGGGAUGCGGGGAAGUUGUACGACGACGACGACGUCCUGAACGAGGCGGAGGUGAACGGGAACUGGACGCCGCAGGAGAAGGCGCUCCACGAGGCGCGUCUGAAGGCCAAGGCCAAGCGGCGCCUCCGCCGGACGUCCUCUCGCGACUCCGCCCGCGAGUCGCUGUCCGAGGCCGGCGGGGAGCCGGGGGCCGACCCCACCAGCCCCCGGGGCAAGGUCACCGCCAACGCCAACGACCGCAAGUCCAGGAUGGGGAAGGGCCGAGGCCUGCCCAAGAAGGGCGGAGCCGGUGGUAAGGGGGUGUGGGGAGCAGCAGGGAUGGUCUAUGAGAUGGAGGAGCCAGAUGCCAAAGACCCCAACUAUGACGAGUCUGCACAGGGAGAGACGGUGUACGCCACGGUGGUGCCGGAGCUCGACGAGCGCGAGUUGGAGAAGACGGUGAACCCCAUCGUGCAGGAGUACUUUGAGCACGGAGACACAAAGGAGGUUCAGAUGCUGCUAGAGGGGCUGAAUCUGGGGCACAGGAAGUUUAAUGUGUCGUCGCUGGCGGUGUCGCUGUCCUUGGAGGGCAAAGCCAGCCACCGGGAGCUGACCUCACGGCUGCUGUCAGACAUGGUGGGCAAGGUUCUGACCGAGACGGAGAUGGCGCGAGCCUUCGACAAGAUGCUCAAGGACCUGCCGGAUCUCAUCCUGGACACACCCGAGGCCCCACAGAUGCUGGGGCAGUUUAUCGCGAGGGCCAUCGCGGACCACGUCCUUCCGAUGGGGUUCCUGGACCACUACAAAGGCAAGGUGGACUGCGAUCACGCCAGGGCUGCGUUGGACCGUGCCGCGGUCCUGCUCUCCAUGAAGAAGGAGAUGGUGCGAUUGGACAACGUGUGGGGUGUGGGCGGCGGCCAGAGGCCUGUCAAACACCUCGUCAAAGAGAUGAACCUGCUGCUGAAGGAGUACCUGGUGUCCGGUGAUGUGACGGAGGCGGAGCACUGUCUGCGGGACCUGGAGGUUCCUCACUUCCACCACGAGCUGGUCUACGAGGCGGUGAUCAUGGUUCUGGAGUCCAAAGGGGAGACCGCUGUUCGCAUGAUGACGAAGCUUCUCAAGGCAUUCUGGGAAACGGGACUCAUCACACUGGACCAGAUGAACAGGGGCUUCCAGCGGGUCUACGACGAGCUCCCCGAGAUCAGCCUGGACGUCCCGCUCGCCAACACCAUCAUGGAGUCCUUCCUGGAGCUCUGCUACCAGGAGUCGGUCAUCACCAAACAGCUCCGGGACGCCUGUCCCACCAGGGGGCGCAAGCGGUUCGUGAGCGAGGGAGACGGAGGGCGGAUCAAGCACUAGAGAGGAGAAGCAACGCUGGAGUUCCCCGCCUUUCGAUUGGCUAAGCUCCGGGCUGGAGGAGGGAGGACCUCCUCCAGCCCUGCAGACACCCCUGCCCACACGCAACCCUGGUGCUCUCUUUGGGUCAGUGAGGGUGGGGAAGGAAGGGUGGGGAG